UGCUUCUUUGUGAAUACUUCUCCAUUAUAAUUGCCCUCUUUUCCACCUCGUCUGGCGCCGGCCGAUUGAUUUGUCGUCGCUUUCUCUCCUCCUCUGUUGUUAGCUACUUAGCAAGUUUUCACAAUCUGGUAAUCAAUUGACUCAGCCGGUGCUCUAUCUUUCAAAGCAUUCCUUAAUUAGUCGCAUAAGCUCUUGAAUCAUCAUGGCCGACAAGGAAAUCAAGGAAGGCGACCAGGUUUCAUGGCAGUGGUCUGGUGGCCGGCCUGGAGGUACUGCGGAAGAAGUCAAGGAGCAGGGCGAGAUUGCCAUUCAAUCGAACAAAGGCAACACCAUCAAGAAGAAUGCAAGCCCGGACAAUCCGGCCGUGCACGUCUCCCGGCCGGGAAACGACGUUGUGAAGCGGCAGAGUGAGCUUGAUGUAGAAAAAGAAGGGCCGAAGCACAAAGACGAGGGUGGGGAAGGAAAGGCGGACAAGGAGGAAAAGAAAGAGCAAAAGAAAGCGGAUGCGGAGGAGGAGGAGAAAAAGGAAGCUAAAGAAGAAGAGAAGAAAGAGAAGGAACAAGAAGAAGCAACUGCUGGCGAAAAGCGCGAGAGAGCCGAAGGAGAUACUGGCGACGCGGAGAAAGAUACGAAGCGUCAAAAGCAGCCCGAGGAGACCAAACAAAAUGGGGUCAACGGCGAGAAGAAACAAGAAGCACCUGCGAAGAAAGGCCCUGGACGCCCGAGAAAGGAUGCAGCGAGCUCCACUGCAGAGAAGAAGACAGAAACGAAAUCCGUGCCCACUGGCGAUAACAUUGGCAGUCGGACCCGCUCAAAGGCUAAUGCUUGAAGAUGAAUGCAUUGAAAUCACUUCAGUCCUCCUCAAAAAGCCUUGGUCGCUUAUAUCUGCGUGUUUAUUAUUAAUUAUAUUUCUUUUUCUUUGAAAUCUAGGAUAUACGGCGCUGUAAAUGGCAACGAUUAAGCGUCUCGAGUAAUGGCAAUAUUUCUUUUUUUUCCCCUCCUUCUGAUUCUGUAUCGUCAGGUGUAUAAUUCCCGGAG
Molecule: messenger RNA, 1038 nt
Organism: Xylona heveae TC161
Lineage: Eukaryota; Fungi; Ascomycota; Xylonomycetes; Xylonales; Xylonaceae
Exons: 3
Coding region: 203-829 (208 amino acids)
Source: RefSeq, a predicted model, not a curated record